AGAGAUAGAAAGAGAAAGAGAGAAAGGUCAAAUCUUGCGGCCAAGGGUUGUAUUUUAUUUUGUGGUGGGAGUAAUCUGUUGCCUUCUUCUCUGCUCAACUUUCAUUUCUUUUUUCUUUUCUUUACCCAGAAAUUUUUUUUAUUAUUUUUUUUAAUUUUAACUUACUCAACCCACCAGCUCUAAUCCCGAUAACAUUUCAACUCUCUGUAAUUAUUUCUUUCCUUUGUCCUUAUCACAUCACUUUGCUUAUCCUUUCUUUCGAUCCAUCGUCGACUCGUCACUCGUCGCUACGGGCUACUAUGGAUCCAUUUGAUUUGGUUCGUAAAGGUUUCGGGUGAAGUCUUCUUUAAUUCAAGGUUGUUUUGGGGCACUUUCUUUUAUGCAUGUAGAUUCCUUUUUGUUGCUAUUUUAGUCAAGAAUGAGCUUGUCCAAGAGAGGGACUCAGAUUAGUGAUACUAAGUUAAACAAUCCAAACAAGGCAACCGUUUUAAAUCCGAAUGCAGCAGAGUUCAUACCCUUUGCACUCAGAUCACCAUCAUUUGGAAGUUCCAGUGCAGCAGAUGCAACUGCAAGGUUUACUACUUCUGGUUCUGUAGGAAAAGCUGUACUUGAUCAAUCAGAGUCAUCUGUUUCAAAUAAUUCUGAUGAAGAGGCUCACCAGUAUUGGUGUCGACAGCUCCCUGAUGAUAUUACACCAGACUUUAAGGUCAUGAAUGAAGAUGACUCUCCUGGACUUGGGGGUCUUUCUUUGGCUGACUUGUCGUUACAUGACAACAUUGAUGGGACAAGGUUUCCUCCUUCUACCGGAAGUGGUUAUUUGCUGACUGAGCAACGGGAAUUAUCUCCACAUCUGAAUGGGAAUAGCUUUGCAGACAAGAUGAGAUUUUCUGCUUCAAGCUAUGGCGAGGAUUCUACUGCAGCCAGUUUUUUGCAACUGCCGCCUAAGCCGUGGGACAAGCAAAUUUUGGGCGGUGAUCAGCAUAGGGAGGGACAUCCUUACAAUGGGAAUCUUACCCAUGGGUUCUUGGAUGACAUAUCAAGUGAGCAUGGAAUAAUAGAUGAUACUGAGAUUAAUCCGGUGGAGUUUUUGGCAUCACAAUUUCCUGGAUUUGCUGCUGAAAGCCUUGCUGAAGUUUAUUUUGCCAAUGGGGGUGACCUGAACCUGACAAUUGAGAUGCUCACGCAGCUUGAGCUCCAAGUCGACGGUGGUUUCAAUCAGAAUUUAAGCUCAAAGACCUUGUCAGCUCCUAAUCUCAGUGUGAUGGACUUUCCUGCACUUACGGUGCCAGAGAGUCAGAGUGGCCCUGGAAAAUAUUCCGGAGAUGAUCUUCAGCAAAGUGGAAAUCUGUAUCGUUCUUCUGACAAGGAGAAUUUGCUGAUGUUCAAGACCAGCUCUUCUAUUCCAUCAAGAGGUGCAGUAGAUUUUGCUUCUGCUGUCAGAAAAUUGGCUUCUCAGGAUUCUGGUGUAUGGAAAUAUGAUAGAAAUGGUUCUUCUGAUACCACUAUCGGGUCAAGUAGAACUUCUAAUGUUUUAGCUAGUGCUUACAGUGGAAGUCAUGGGAGGGGACUUUAUGCUGAUAGGUUACAGAAUCGUGGAUCAGCUCGGACAGCUCCUGUUUGGCUUGAAACUGGAGAGGCAGUGGCAAAUAUGUAUUCUGAGCUGCGGGAAGAAGCUCGUGAUCAUGCUCGCCUACGUAAUGCAUAUUUUGAUCAGGCACGUCAAGCCUAUCUUAUUGGAAAUAAGGCUUUAGCGAAGGAAUUGAGUGUGAAAGGGCAUCUGCAUAAUAUGCAAAUGAAGGCAGCUCAUGAAAGAGCUCAAGAGUCAAUUUACCAUCAGAGGAACCCAGUUGAGAUGCAGGGAAGAGGACAGGAUCGGAUGAUAGACCUGCAUGGACUGCAUGUAAGUGAAGCUAUUCAUGUACUGAAGCAUGAGCUGAGCGUUCUCAGAAGCACAGCCCGGGCAACAGAGCAACGAUUGCAGGUUUAUAUAUGUGUUGGAACAGGGCACCACACCAAGGGUUCUCGAACUCCAGUAAGACUUCCAAUUGCUGUGCAGCGCUACUUGCUUGAAGAAGAGGGCCUUGACUACAGUGAACCACAGCCAGGGCUGCUUCGAGUUGUGAUAUAUAGGGAAACCAAACAAUGCAAAACCCAAGAAAUGUACUUCCGAUUUCAACCCAAAACCGGCACCAUUUUCUUCUCCUCUCCAAGUACUUCGAACCAGAAUCUCUUUCUUCAUCUUUUCUCUCUGCAAAAACACCAUCUUUCAUCUUCCUCCUCUUCCUCUCAAUGGUUCUCUCUUCUUCGCCAAGCAAUCUCCACCUCCAACUUGGCCCUUGGCAAGUCCAUUCACGCCCGUAUAUUGAAUUCUUUCCAGGACCCAGAUCGUUUUUUAACCAACAAUCUCAUUACAAUGUACACCAAGUGCGGUUUACUUUUGUAUGCCCGUCGCCUGUUUGAUAUUAUGCCCGACCGAGACCUCGUCAGUUGGAAUUCAAUUCUAGCUGCUUAUGCUCAAUCCGGGGAACAUGACAUUGAGAACUUGAAAGAGGGUUUUCGUCUUUUUCGUACUUUACGUGAGUGUGUUGUGUUGACAAGUCGACUGACUCUGGCUCCUGUGUUGAAGUUAAGUUUGUUUUCCGGAUAUGUUUGGGCUUGUGAGGCGGUUCAUGGGUAUGCGGUGAAGAUUGGCUUGGAAUGGGAUGUGUUUAUUUCGGGGGCUCUUGUGAAUAUUUACUCAAAGUUUAGUAGAAUUAGGGAGGCCAGGGUAUUGUUUGAGGGUAUGCCAGAAAGAGACGUUGUUUUAUGGAAUGUAAUGUUGAAAGCCUAUAUAGAAUUGGGUUUUACAGAAGAAGCUCUUUAUCACUUCUCGGAUUUUCAUCGAAGCGGGCUGCGUCCUGAUGACGUGAGCGUGAGGUGUGUGCUGAGUGGGAUUUCUGAUAUUAGUUCUGAUAUAGUCAGGAAAUACAAGGAGCAAGUUCAGGCUAAUGCAAUAAAAUUGUUUCUGUAUGAUGAUAUUUCAAAUGUGGUUUUAUGGAAUAAGAGGUUGACUGAACACCUCCGAGUUGGUGAUAAUUUUGGUGCUUUUGAGUGCUUUGUAAAUAUGAUUAGAUCAAAUGUAGAGUUUGAUAGUGUUACAUUUUCAGUUGCUUUGGCAGCAGUUACCAGCAAUAAUAAUUUUGAUUUGGGACAACAAAUCCAUAGUAUGGUUUUUAAAUCAGGUUUUAGUUCAGCAGUAUCAGUUGGAAAUAGUCUUAUCAACUUGUAUUCAAAAUUGGGCUACAUCUUGCUUUCUCAAAAAGUGUUCUCUGAUAUGAAUGAAUUGGAUUUAAUUUCUUGGAACUCAAUGAUAUCAAGCUAUGCCCAGAGAGGCUUGGAAAAGGAAUCAGUUAAUCUCUUUAAAGAUCUAUUACGUAGUGGCUUGAUACCAGAUCAUUUCACUUUGGCAAGCGUUCUGAGGGCAUGUUCCUCACUGGCAGAAGGCUUUCAUCUCAAUGAACAAAUUCAUGUCCAUGUGAUAAAAACUGGUAAUGUCAAUGACACUUUUGUAUCAACUGCUCUUACUGACGUUUAUUCCAGAGUUGGAAAAAUGAUGGAGGCAGAAAAAGUAUUUGAAAGAAAAGAUGAAUUUGAUUUGGCAACUUGGAAUGCAAUGAUGUUUGGGUAUAUAUUGAGUAAUGAUAGUCACAAAGCAUUGAAACUCUUUUCUCUGAUGCAUGCAAGUGGGGAGAGACCAGAUCAGAUAACAUUAGCAACUGCAGUGAAAGCUUCUGGUUGCUUGUUGGGGUUACGGCAAGGGAAGCAAAUUCAUGCUUAUGUGACAAAGUCUGGGUUUGACUCAGAUUUAUGUGUCAGCAGCGGUAUUCUAGAUAUGUAUGUCAAAUGUGGAGACAUGGUUGACGCCCGCUUAGUGUUCAAUGAUAUCCCUACACCUGAUGAUGUUGCCUGGACAACUAUGAUAUUUGGUUGUGUUGAAAAUGGAGAUGAAGAGCAUGCUCUUUCUAUAUACCAUCAGAUGAGGCUUUCUGGGGUCCUACCUGAUGAAUAUACGUUUGCUACCCUUGUUAAAGCCAGCUCCUGUCUGACAGCAUUAGAACAAGGAAAACAAAUUCAUGCAAAUGUGAUCAAGUUGGAUUGUGCUUUAGAUACUUAUGUAGGGACUUCUCUUGUUGACAUGUAUGCUAAGUGUGGGAACAUAGAAGAUGCAUAUCAAUUGUUUAAACAAAUGAAUGUGAGGAAUAUUGCCUUGUGGAAUGCCAUGUUGGUGGGUUUAGCUCAACAUGGAAAUGGUGAAGAAGCCCUUAAACUUUUUAAAGUCAUGAAGGCUAAUGGUUUUGAGCCUGAUAGAGUAACCUUUAUUGGAGUCCUUUCUGCUUGUAGUCAUUCUGGUUUGGUUUCUGAAGCUUAUGAACAUUUCCAUUCAAUGCAUCACAAGUAUGGUAUUGAACCCGAGAUUGAGCAUUACUCUUGUCUGGUUGAUGCUCUUGGGCGUGCAGGGCGCACUCAAGAGGCAGAGGAACUUAUUAUCUCAAUGCCAUUUGAAGCUUCUGCAUCGAUGUACAGAGCCUUGCUUGGUGCUUGCAGGGUCAAGGGGGACACAGAAACUGGGAAACGGGUGGCAGAGAAGCUACUGGCCUUGGAACCAUCUGAUUCAGCAGCUUAUGUUCUUCUGUCCAAUAUGUACGCUGCUGCCAACCAAUGGAAUGAUGUUACUCGUGCUCGCAGAACUAUGAAGAGGAAGAAUGUUAAAAAGGAUCCUGGUUUUAGUUGGAUCGAUGUCAAGAAUCAGAUUCAUUUGUUUGUGGUGGAUGAUAGGUCCCAUCUGCAAGGUGAUUUGAUAUACGACAAGGUGGAGGUUUUGAUGAAAAGAAUUAAAGAAGAAGGAUAUCUCCCUGAUAUGGACUUUGUGCUUCUUGAUGUGGAAGAAGAGGAAAAAGAGCGCGCUCUGUAUUAUCACAGCGAGAAAUUAGCUAUAGCUUUUGGACUCAUAAGCACUCCUCCCUCAACCACCAUUCGAGUAAUAAAAAACCUUCGAGUUUGUGGAGAUUGCCAUAAUGCAAUAAAAUACAUAUCAAAAGUUUCAGAACGAGAAAUUGUAUUGAGAGAUGCAAACCGCUUCCAUCAUUUCAAGGAUGGAAUCUGCUCUUGUGGUGAUUAUUGGUAACGCUGGAAUAGAUUUUUGUUAGAUUUUCAGUAUAAUAACCAUAGAUUCUAAAAGUUUUGCUUAGUUGUUUCUAUGUUAGGUAUUUAUAGAUGCAAGAAAAUAGAGCUUUAGAUCAGUGUUGGUGAGAGUUGGGUGAGUCAAGAAUUCAGGGAGGACCACCCUCGUUUGCUUGAGUUGAGAAUCAGAAUCUCUCUCAACUAUUUUUAUUAGCAAUUUAUGAUAAUGUUGUCGACAAAAAUGAUGAGACUCUUCAUUAUUCUAGUUUUUCAAUUUUUUGA
Messenger RNA from Mangifera indica (mango), 5442 nucleotides. RefSeq names its product pentatricopeptide repeat-containing protein At4g33170-like. The record is from RefSeq and is a predicted model, not a curated record. Gene Ontology annotation, molecular function: protein binding; zinc ion binding; RNA binding. NCBI's taxonomy places the organism in Eukaryota, Viridiplantae, Streptophyta, Magnoliopsida, Sapindales, Anacardiaceae. Gene Ontology annotation, biological process: RNA modification. The coding region runs from base 419 to 5164 and encodes 1581 amino acids. The transcript has 7 exons.